AUGUGGCCUCCGGCAGAGAGCACAUGUGGGGACCUCUCCCCGGGCUCCUGCGGGUAUCAGCCCAGAUCCAAACCCACAGGGACUGACCUGCUACAUGAGCAUCUUGGUGAAAUCCAGAACCUGCGCCAGCGCCUGGAGGAGUCCAUCUGCAUUAACGACUGCCUGGGGGAGCGGCUGGAACACAGGCUCAGCUCCGCUGCCCACGGAAGCGAGCACUCCCAGGAAACAGAAUGUCUGAGGGAGGCUCUGCUGACCUCUCGGUCCCAACUUCAAGAGCUGGAAAUGGAGCUAGAGCACCAAAAGGUGGAACGACAGCAGCUUUUGGAAGACUUGAAGGAGAAGCAACAGGAGAUCUUGCAUUUCCAGGAGGAACGGCUAUCUCUCCAGGAGAAAGACUCCAGGCUGCAGCAUAAGCUGGCCCUCUUGCAGCAACAGUGUGAAGAGAAACAGCAGCUCUUCCAGUCCCUCCAGUCAGAGCUGCAGAUCCACGAGGCACUUAAUGGCAAUUCCAAGAAGGGGCUGAAAGCUUACACCUGGGAUGCCUGUCACCAAGUCCCUUUGGGCAGUGACUUGAGCUGCCUGGUGGCAGAGAUCCGAGCUUUGAGAGGGCAGCUGGAGCAGAGCAUUCAGAAAUUCCCCAACAACACUGACCCUGGAAACAAGCAGCUGCUCUUCCAAAGUUGUGGUUAUUUGUACUCCCUAGAUUCAGUUGCCUCCCCUCCAGUUCGGGAUGUGGGCAUGAAUUCUCCAGUUCUGGUCCUCCCCAGCUCCUCUUCUGCUGCUUCUGGCUCAGAGACCACAACCUUCAACAGGAAAAAUGAGCUGGGUUUGGAUGCUUCUCCAGUAAUGAAGAACCCUCCCAAGCUGGAGGGUGAUGCUACUGAUGGCUCCUUUGCCAAUAAGCAUGGCCGCCAUGUCAUUGGCCACGUUGAUGACUAUAGUGCCCUAAGACAGCAGAUUGAAGAGGGCAGACUGCUGGUCAAGAAGGUAGCAUCCCUCGUGAGAUCAACCUGCAACUUCCUUGGCCUUGAAGCUCUAGGCACAGAGGUGAUGGGCAGUGAAGCCAUCCAUGAGCUCAGGAGCAGCGCCAACGCCCUGCACCACCGGCUGGAGGAGUCUGCCUCCCUCCUCACCAUGUUCUGGCGAGCAGCCUUGCCAAGCUCCCAUGGCCCUGCGCUGGGUGGCAAAGUGGGAGAGUCCAUGAAAAGGGAGCUUCUGGAACUGAGAACCAAACUAUCCAGACAGGAGAGUCUCCUUCAGAGCACAGCUGAGCAUCUGAAGACCGCCAACCAGCAGAAGGAGAGCUUGGAGCAGUUCAUCUUCAGCCAGUGUGAAAUCCCUAAGGGCUCUGCCACGCACUCCAGUCCUGUGACCCUUGCCUUCCAGGAGCCAGGCAAGAAGCGAAGCCACUGGAGGUCCUUCAAACAGCAGGAAGGGGGGGCCUGCCCCCCUUCUUCACAGCUCCCUGUCUGCUGAGGAGGAUCUGGGCCCCCCUCCUCCACACCUGCUGGAGGGUCUGGAAGGAGUCACAGAUGUGGCCUGCUGGGGCAGGGUGAAAGGCAGAGGGGCUUUCCUGCGGUUGAGGAAUAACCAGCCAAGGACCACUGGGCCCAGCACUAAGCAAAACAGGCACAGUUUGUAAGGACCUUGUGACACUGCUUUGAACACCCAAGGGGCAUGGGAACCAGGAACAGUACAUUUCUCACCCCUCAUCACCUAUCCCCAGAAGGUCAACUCAGGGGAAAUGGGACCUGCUCCCCAGCAGUGGAGCAUGUGGUCCCAACACUGGAGCGCCACGGCAGAUCUAAAAGCACAGGACUGAGCAGCAGUGCCCUGCAGGACAGUGUUGGCAGGGCCCUGAUGACCUGACCUGGGUCAGUACA
This is a messenger RNA of Hippopotamus amphibius kiboko, 1883 nucleotides long. RefSeq names its product myomegalin-like. The transcript has 11 exons. NCBI's taxonomy places the organism in Eukaryota, Metazoa, Chordata, Mammalia, Artiodactyla, Hippopotamidae. The coding region runs from base 1 to 1476 and encodes 491 amino acids. The record is from RefSeq and is a predicted model, not a curated record.